GAAAAGUAGUGGGAAAAUGACAGGAAUGCUCACUCGCGGUUUAACCUCCCUGUCCUGUGACUCCACCCCGGUGCACUGGUGGCGCUACGGAGAUGAAACCGGUACGUUGCUAUGCUGUUGCCUCUGCUGCAUUCAGCGUGCAUUGACAACCGACUCGGCUGAGAAAGUCAGAGACGCUAUUCGGAAAUCCGGAAUACACCCCCCCCAACAUUUAUGUCGCUCAUACCCUCUCAUUUACAAAUCAAAGGAAUUGUAAAUAUCAUUCACUCGGUCUGAGAUGCCUGCUGGUUCGCUGUAGCCAAUGGUUGCUGUAUCUUGUCUGUGGAUUAUUCGUCGCGGAUUCAAACUAGUAAAGGGCCCGCAGACAGUUGAAUGUAUGAAGCUGAAGGAUCGGAGUGAUAAAAAUGAGGUUUUGUCGGAGUUCCCAGCGGGUGAACUGAACUUGGAUUUUUCAGUCCCUCACCCUAAACUCAUUUCCCGUUGUAAGAAAACAAUAUUCCUUAAAAACUGGACGCCUCUGGAACUGUUUAUGACGGUCCAAUGAUGCCGUUUUGAUCUCAAAAUCAAAUCAUUUGUGGGUAGCAAUACCCUGGUUGGACCGUAAUGACCACACGCUUCCAGUUGCCAGCUGGCAGAUCUUACAAUGUCCGGGCAUCAGAGCUGGCACGCGACAGGCAGCACACUGAGGUUGGCUGCAACAUUCUUCUCUUGGACAACACUGUCCAAGCCUUCAAAGUUAAUAAGCACAACCAGGGUCAGGUCUUACUGGAGGAAGUGUUUAAACACCUGGAGCUGACAGAGAGGGAUUACUUCGGCCUGCAUCUGUCCGACGACUCCACCGACAGCCCGGUAGGUGCCAAGAGAUGGCUGGAUCCAAACAAACCCAUCAGGAAGCAACUUAAACGGGGAUCGCCUCAUAAUCUGAGCUUCAGAGUGAAGUUCUUUGUGACCGACCCUAAUAAACUUCAGGAAGAGUACACUAGGUACCAGUAUUUUCUCCAGCUCAAACAGGACAUCCUGACAGGAAGACUGCCCUGUCCGCACAACACUGCCGCACUCCUGGCUUCCUAUGCUGUUCAAUCUGAGUUGGGAGACUACAGUGACUCGGAGCAUGCUCCUGGCUACCUCUCAGAGUUCUGCUUCAUCCCCAACCCACCACAAGGGUUCCACAAGGAGGUCACCAAACACCACCAACAGCACAGUGGUCUGUCUUCUGCCCAAUCAGAGUUUAAUUACCUGAACACAGCACGGACGCUGGAGCUGUACGGAGUGGAGUUGCACUAUGCAAGGGAUCAACGCCACACUGAGAUUUUAAUUGGGGUGAUGUCAGCAGGGAUCGUGGUUUACAAGAACAGGGUACGAAUCAACUGCUUUCCCUGGUUGAAGAUUGUGAAAAUAUUGUUCAAGUGCAAACAGUUCUUCGUUCAGCUCAGGAGAGAAGUGAAUGAGACGAGGGAGACUUUGCUGGGGUUCAACAUGGUGAGCUACAGAGCCUGUAAGAACCUAUGGAAGACCUGUGUAGAGCAUCACACCUUCUUCCGUCUGGACCGGCCCGUUCCCCCUCAGAAGAACUUCUUUGCCCACUAUUUUACCCUGGGCUCCAAGUUUCGUUACUGCGGGAGGACCGAGGUGCAGUCGGUGCAGUAUGGCAAAGAGAAGGGGAUCAAGAACAGGGUGUUUGCCAGGUCACCCAGUAAGCCCAUGGCCAGGAAGUUGAUGUGCGGGACAGACUGGGAGGCGGUGAGCAGGAACAGCCUAUCAGACGAGAGGCUGGAGACCCAGAGCCUGCCUACACGCUCCCCACCCGGUACCCCUAACCACCGGAACUCGUUGUUCGUACAGGAGGGGACGCGGAUGCGCCCGUUGUCGGUUGGGCACCUGGUGGACCACAUGAUCCACGCCUCGCCUAGUCUCCCCGUCUUCUCCAAUCACAAAUCAGCGUCCUCUACCCAGGCCAACUCUAUCAGUCUGGACUCCAGCCCCUCCCCAGAGACAGUAGAUGGUCGCCCCCCGGCCCUGCCUCCAAAACAGUCCAGGAAGAACCUGAGCCAGAUCAUCCAGGCCCACUCCCAGCAGAGUCUCCUUGACAACCACAUCAACGAGAUGUACGAUGUCCCCAUGGCAACCGACAAGACCACGUUGAACGGUGUUGUCCCUCACGACAAUCUGGUCCUGGUCAAGAUGAGGCCAGAUGACAACAGACGAUUUGGCUUCAACGUCAAGGGUGGAGCUGAUCAGAAGGUGCCCGUCAUCGUGUCUCGUGUGGCCCCUGGGACAUCGGCUGACCUGUGUGUCCCUCGCCUGAACGAAGGUGACCAGGUGGUUCUGAUCAACGGUCGAGACAUCUCGGAGCACACUCACGACCAGGUGGUCAUGUUCAUCAAGGCCAGCUGUGAGAGCCACUCAGGAGAGCUCAUCUUAUUGGUCAGGCCCAAUGCCAUCUAUGACAUGGUGGAGGAGAAGCAGGAGACUGAGCCAGACUUCCAGUACAUCCCAGAGAAGUGUCCCCAGGACCCCAGUCAGCUGGACCAGGACGCCUGGAGGGACUCCAUGAACACCCUGAAGGAGGGUCUGGUCAGCGGGGAAGUACUAGCCCAGUUUGAUCAACUCUACCGGAAAAGUCCUGGAAUGACAAUGUUGUGUGCCAAAUUACCUCAAAACAUUUCCAAAAACCGCUACAGAGACAUCUCACCCUAUGACGCCACACGGGUCAUUCUGAAAAGCACAGAUGACUACAUCAAUGCAAAUUACAUCAACAUGGAGAUCCCAGCAUCCAGCCUGAUCAACCGGUACAUUGCGUGCCAGGGCCCGCUGCCCAACACGUGCCCAGACUUCUGGCAGAUGACCUGGGAGCAGAGCUCCUCCAUGGUGGUCAUGCUCACCACCCAGGUGGAGAGGGGACGGGUAAAGUGUCAUCAGUACUGGCCCAACCCUGACAGCACUGCCUCGUACGGCUGCUUCCAGCUGGCCUGUCUCACCGAGGAGGGUAAUUCUGCCUUCCUGGUCCGAGACAUGACCCUGACACACCUCGAGAGCGAGGAGGUCCGGGAGUUGACCCAGAUCCAGUACGUGGCCUGGCCGGACCAUGGCGUCCCAGAUGACUCCAUGGACUUCCUGGACUUUGUCAGCCUGGUGCGAAGCAAACGAGCCGGCAAGGAUGAGCCCAUGGUGGUCCACUGCAGCGCAGGGAUUGGCCGAACGGGAGUUCUCAUCACCAUGGAGACAGCGUUGUGCCUGAUGGAGUGCAGUCAGCCCAUCUAUCCAUUAGACAUAGUCAGAACCAUGAGGGACCAGAGAGCCAUGAUGAUUCAGACACCUAGCCAGUACAAGUUUGUGUGUGAAGCCAUCUUGAGGGUCUAUGAGGAAGGCCUGGUCAAACCCUUGAAGCCCACCCUUUACCAGAGAGAUGAAGAACGAGAGGAAGAAGAAAAUGGAGGAGAAGCAGCAGUAGGAGAGGAGGAGGAGGAGGAAGAGGAUGUUAGCGUUAGUGUGACGAGUGAGACUAGCGCAACCAGCGAUUGCCCUGAACCCUGACCCCUUUGACCUGACCUGGGUCAGCCCAGCGCCAGGGAGGUGGAACCCUGGUUGCCAUGCUUACCGCUAUGGGCCGAGGAGAGAACAAAGCACUGUUGCACUUUACGCCGUCAAAAAAACAAAAAACUGAAAGUCAAAUGAAUCCAGUAAUGUUGAAUAGGUACCGUUAGGGGUAUUGUGUGUUCAGGGUUAAUAAUUUUAAAAAAGACAUUUAAAACAUGGUGAAAUUGCUGUAGUAGUGCCGUAAGUACAACGACUGGGCGGGGCUGUAAGAGAGGGAGUGUUUUUAAGAGUGAUCGAUAAGCCCCUCCAAAUGAAUCUUCCUCCUUUUCUUCUCUGUCCCUCCGGUCCAACGAGAGACGCCAUAUUUUUUUCAAAUAAUAUUUAUUGUGUUUUAGUUUGUCAAACCCUGUCCAUUGAACAACGUGUACGUUAGAGUGAGUCUUAGCUUCAGGCAUCCCAAAUGAAAUCAUAGCUAGUAAAAGUUGUCAUUCUUUACUUUUUAAUGAAAAAAGUGGUUUAAUUUAUUAUAUAUUUGAGCUUUUGACAAAUUCAGACACUACACAUCAGAGCACUUUGUGUCUACCCCUAGCUAACCUUGUGGCUGAUGUGACGCUAUGCCUUGGUUUUUGCAUAGAACAAACAAGGAGCCAUUGAUUGGCAUGUUAAACUGUCUAGUUGGUCAAUUUUUAGAGCUGUUUACUGUGUCAAGACAGGGGGACGAUCUACUCUUAAGCAAUUUGACAAAGUCCACAGCCACUAAGGGGAGGCUCGACCUUAAAACAAACUCUUAAGUUACGUUCCUCUCUGUCUUUGUUCGUGUGUCUGUCUCUAAAGAAUGUAGAGAAUACCAAGAGCAUUCAACCAAUAAUGAUUAGACCCCCCCCCCUUUGAUAUAUUUCAAAUGGUAGUUAGAGUUUUUAAAACACAUUAUUGUUUGUUGGAGAUGAUAAUCACUUAGAAUGUUUUAGGUACAGAUUACUGGGAAUUUGUUGUACUUGUACCCAACACAGUUAUGACAUGUUUCACUCAAACAUCACGCAACAAGAGGUGUCCUUCAUUUCCCACUGGUUCAAUUGUGUUCACAUUGUCAUCAGCUCUUGUAUUGGAGUUAUCAGCAUGUUUAGUUUGAGCUACUCUUCUUCUCAUGAAAGAGUCUUUCUUGCUUUCUUUGGUUGCCUGGCUGCUGGCAUCUUGUGCCACCCUCUCCGAUGCGCAAUGUGGGAGAGUGCAGUGUGUGUGUGUGUGUGUGGGGGGGG
Molecule: messenger RNA, 4793 nt
Organism: Oncorhynchus gorbuscha (pink salmon)
Lineage: Eukaryota; Metazoa; Chordata; Actinopteri; Salmoniformes; Salmonidae
Product: tyrosine-protein phosphatase non-receptor type 4-like
Exons: 28
Coding region: 604-3534 (976 amino acids)
Biological process (GO): protein dephosphorylation
Cellular component (GO): cytoskeleton; cytoplasm; cytoplasmic side of plasma membrane
Molecular function (GO): cytoskeletal protein binding; protein tyrosine phosphatase activity
Source: RefSeq, a predicted model, not a curated record